Messenger RNA from Phycomyces blakesleeanus NRRL 1555(-), 486 nucleotides. RefSeq lists its product as hypothetical. The record is from RefSeq and is a predicted model, not a curated record. Gene Ontology annotation, biological process: mRNA splicing, via spliceosome. Bases 1 to 486 code for a protein of 161 amino acids. Gene Ontology annotation, molecular function: snRNA binding; mRNA binding. Gene Ontology annotation, cellular component: precatalytic spliceosome; U12-type spliceosomal complex. Lineage: Eukaryota; Fungi; Mucoromycota; Mucoromycetes; Mucorales; Phycomycetaceae. The transcript has 4 exons.
AUGUGGUAUGCCAAAGAAUACCAUCCAAUCCAAGUAGGAUCGAUUGAUGGCACAGACAAGAUUCCCCAUGAUGCUGCAGUUGAAAGAGCUCAGCAAGUGAAAUACCGACCACCUAAGCUUUCAACCGACCCAACCAAAACUAUAUUUGUUGGACGACUUAACUUUGACACAACGGAAGAUACACUAAACCAACACUUUGGUCAGAUUGGGUCAAUCGAGUCUUUACGUUUGAUUCGUAAUCAAGUAACGGGUGCAUCUGAGGGUUAUGCCUUUAUAACCUACGAUACCACGGAGGCAGCCAAGGAAGCUUAUCAAACGGCUCAUCAGACAAUAAUAGAUAACCAUGUUAUUUUGAUUGACUAUGAAAGAGGGCGUAUAAUGGAAGGUUGGGUACCUCGCCGACUUGGAGGUGGGUUUGGUGGUAAAAAAGAGAGCGGCCAGCUUCGUUUUGGCGCUAGAGAUAGACCAUUUCGACGCCCAAUGUAG